UCAUUUCAUAUACUUCUGUCGCUAAUAGCCAUCUUAUAAUCAUAAAGAUUUAUAAAACGCACUCAUUUAAAUGUUAGUUCGUGUCAAUUUUUCAGAGGAACUUAUUUGUUACCAGGAAAUUCUUCAUUAUAGAUCCGACGCCAUUAAAAUAUGCAGACAUGCAUAGUGUAUAAGUGUUUCGAAAAACGGAAUUUAGAAACGUAAUAGCUGUUCUUAGUUUGAAAGACUAGGACAGCGGGCACACAAACAGUGAUCACACGAAUGAAAAACAAGUGAAUUUGAAUAUACAUUGUGGACUUCAAUCUUGAUAAUAAUUUCCCUUUAUUAAAAAUAUGGAUGAAACAAUUAAAAAGUGUGUGAACACAUUUAAGCAUGAGAAAUGUAAGAUUUUUGAGAAGAAUUCACAAGGAAUGUUCAGAACAUGUGACAACAGACAAGAUCUAGAAUCCACGAGCCUCUUUACUGAUGAGGGACAUAGUCUACUUUGGAAAUGUUCAUCUGUCAAAGGAACAUGUACUCUCUGUCUAGAAAAUAAACAUAGAAAUCCAAACCUACCAGUAAAUCAAAACAGAGUUCCAAGGGACUGCAAACAGUGUAUUAAAAGAACAGAGUUCUUUACCGAAAAUUGUAAAGAAGUAUGUUUUAGUUUGAAAUCCAUUCAUCGCAGAAAGGAAGGUAAUAACGCACUAGAAAAUCAAGGAUAUUGUUGCAAACAAACCAUGGAUAUCAAUCCCAGAGCCAAAUGUUCAUUAACUGAGAGAAGAAGAGUCACUGCUUCCACACAUAAAGUAUCCCUCACAGCGUUCAUUAUGAUAAUACUGACUACAUCUCUAUUUCCAAUGGCAGCUUCACAAGAUUCACAACGAAGAUAUAUAACUCUGAUUAUUGAUAAUGUGGAUUAUAAACCUGGAAUGGAGGAAAAUAUGUCUCGAGAAUUCAAAGAUCUCGCCGAUACACUUUGUGUCGAGUUCAGCGGCUUUUUUCCAAACACCGAAGUUCUGAAAAAACGUAAACAUCACGAAGAUUCUUGCCAUGUAGAUAAUCUCAGGAAAACUACAGCUGGAAAGGUGGAAGUGAGAUUAACUAUUGAAAACUUAAGCCAGAAAAUCGCCGAAUCGGAAGACGGAGUUCUAAAUACCAUUCUUCAAAAUUCAAAACAGCUCACUCGGGAAGGAAAGGACUUGAUUGAUAUAAAUAAUAAUUUAAUACCCAUAUCAUCUAUACAUAUUACAAACAGCCCUGAAGCAGGACCACAGAUAUCAAACCCACUACUAGAGAGCGAAAGAAUGAGAAGAACCGUGAACACAUCCCCGUCCCCACUGGUCAGCGAGGGCACCAAGGUGGUGACAACAACCCCCAAGCCACCUGUCACCACUGUAGAAAUCGUCUGGGCUACUAACUGGUGGGACGUGUUCCUGUCGCGUUACAACUGGGGAGGGACAGCGGAUUUAUUUGAACCUGACACGGGGUCAACUCUAUCCAGACUUCCUGAAGUUGACAACUGUCUAAUGGAGGAUCCCUGUCAAAAUGGCGGAACUUGUGUCAGUGACGAAAUGUCCUACUCCUGUGUUUGUACAGAUGGGUGGUCAGGACAACAUUGUGAAAGAGAUUUGGACGAAUGUCGAAGGAAUCCUUGUAAUGGACGACCCUGUACCAACACUCUGGGGUCGUACAGGUGUGAAUGUCCCAGCGGAUUCACGGGGUUCGACUGUACUCAGGAUUUAGAUGAAUGUGAGAGCAGUCCAUGCCAGAAUAAUGGAGUUUGUACAAACACGCAGGGCUCUUUUACCUGUGAGUGUCAACAGGGGUGGACCUCCACAACCUGUGAAGAAGAUUUGAAUGAAUGUGUUUCUAAUCCAUGUAAAGAAGGCAGUAAAUGUGUAAAUAAUGAAGGUUCCUACACGUGUGAAUGUGACAAAGGGUGGGAAGGAAAAAACUGCACCACGGAUGUCGAUGAAUGCCUUUCAUCCCCAUGUGGUAGUAAUGGAAUAUGUGAGAACAGUGCUGGGUCCUUCUAUUGUUCCUGUAAUAAAGGCUGGGCUGGGAACACCUGUCUUAAAGAUGAAGAUGAAUGUCUAUCUUCCCCUUGUCAGCACGGAUCGUUUUGUGAAAAUACUGAAGGAUCCUACACAUGUUUAUGUAAGGGAGGAUGGGAAGGAAAAGAUUGCGACCAAGAUGUUGACGAGUGUCAAAACCAGCAACCCUGUGCCAAUGGGGGUCUCUGUAAAAAUACAAAUGGUUCCUUUCAGUGCGUGUGUGUACCAGGAUGGACUGGAGGAAACUGCACAGAUGACGUGGACGAAUGUUCGAACUCCCCAUGUGGGGAGGGUGUUCCUUGCUUCAACACGGAAGGUUCAUAUACCUGUAAAUGUCCUCCAGGAUGGACAGGCAAAAACUGCACAGAAGACGAAGACGAGUGCCUAAGCGAUUCUGAACUUUGUAGUAAUGGAGGGGUAUGUAACAACACAGCUGGGGCAUUUACAUGUGAAUGUACCAAUGGCUGGACUGGGAAAUUGUGUGACCAAGAUGUAGAUGAGUGUCUGAUGUCGCCUUGUCCCGAAGGUAGUAGCUGUGUUAACUUGAACGGAUCCUUUACGUGUGAAUGUAUGGUAGGGUGGACAGGACAAUACUGCGAAACAGAUGUAGACGAAUGUUUACUGACUGACUGUGGUAACGGGGGCACCUGCUUUAACUACAAUGGCUCUUAUGGGUGUGACUGUUCCCCAGGAUUUGCAGGGACUCCAUGCGAAGAUGUUGAUGAAUGCCAGGAUAGUCAAUGUGCCAAUGGGGCGGCUUGUGAGAAUACCCAUGGAUCUUUUGUGUGUAAAUGUGACUCAGGAUGGCAGGGGAAUCAGUGUGAUGAAGACGUGGAUGAAUGUGUUCAGAAUCCCUGUUCUAAUGGAGGAGCUUGCCAAAAUUUAAAGGGAUCCUACCAGUGUGACUGUCCUCAAUCUUGGGUUGGACAAGACUGCACAGCGAGAAUGUUUUUGAUGGGAGCUGAAGGAGAGUAUGGUUCUAGUGUUACUAUCAGCUGUGGUGUCCAACGCUUGGAGAAGUGGAAUUCAAUCGAAGUGAAACAUGGAAACAGGACCUUAUAUCAGGUCAAUCCAGACGGUAUUUUUACUGACUUUACCGGUGGUGGGGUCAAAAUCAACAGUAGUGUCGUGGGUAAUGGAGCGGAUGUGUCCCUGACCUUCCAGAAUCUACGAUGUGAAGAUGAUGGAAAAUAUCAGUGUACUGUAGAUGGAAAUUCUAAAAAUACUAUGAACCUCGUUGUGACAAAACCCCCGUCUGGAGAACCAACCAGGAUUUCAAAGACAGAAGGAGUUUUGAAGAAUCGUAGAGCCAUAAAUGUUCAAUGUCAAGGACACCCCUCCUACCCUUAUGGAAGUCUUAAGUUCCAAGUUAAAAUGCAAAAUGAAGCUGUUUUCAAAGACUUUCAAUUUCCAGUGCAAGUUCAAGACGACCUCUCUGCAGACUGCUCACGUACACAAACUAUGUAUGUUGACUACAAUUUUGGCCAAGAAUGGGACCAAGCUACGAUUCGAUGUGUUGAGGAAGAGUCUGGGAAUUUUGAUGAAACAGUGAUAAAUGUGCUUCCAGACAAUUUUUGCGAAAGAGCAUCCAUUGUAACAGAAACAUUUCUGGAACAUCCGCAUGAUCCGAAGAAAUAUGUACAGUGCCUCAACCAACUACCUAGAGCAGUUAUGGAAUGUGAUGUCGACACGUGUUUCCACGAAAAUGAACAACAGUGUGGAUCUUGUGUUAAAGAAUGUCAAGUAAACUUAUGUAGAAAUAAAGCCUCGUGUUGGAUUAUCAAUGGCGUUCUUUCCUGUCAGUGUUCUAGCGGCUGGAGUGGAUCUUUAUGCGAGAUGGAUGAAGAUGAGUGUUUAUCGUCCCCUUGUCUUCACGGAGGAUCGUGCUAUAACUUACCGGGUGCCUACAUGUGUAAUUGUACAGCGGGCUGGCAAGGACCACUCUGUGAUACAGAUGUAGAUGAAUGUUUGGCGAAUCCCUGUGCCAAUGGAGGGCAAUGUACCAACACUAUUGCGUCCUACACGUGCGCCUGCUCGCCGGGAUGGACAGGAAAACAAUGCAAUACAGAUAUUGACGAAUGCUUAUUUUCACCUUGUCAAAACGGGGGCACUUGUGAAAAUCAACCAGGGGCAUAUUCCUGCACUUGUUCCGAUGGAUGGACAGGGACAUACUGCGAACAAGACGUUGAUGAAUGUUUACUGAAUCCUUGUAUUAACGGAGGGAGAUGUACUAAUUUGAUUGGAUCCUUCACCUGUGACUGUCCUCAGCCGUGGUUCGGAAAAAUCUGUGAGAGUGGUCUGUUUGUUGACGGUCAUCGAGGAGAGAUUGGCUCAGCUAAUGUAACAGCUGUGACGUGUUCUGUAUUUAAUUACCAAGACUGGAAGCGUCUUGAUAUCAUUCGGAGUGACAUAAGAAACAGAUCAGUGGUUAGAGUUACUCCUGAUGGUAGUAUCAACUCAGUUUUCAAUAAAAGAAAUAUUCAGGUGAUUUACACACCAGGAAAUGCACAGCAACCAGCGGAAGUGUCAUUACAGUUUACGCGCUUGCGCUGUAGAGACGAAGGCGUGUACAAAUGUGUUUUAGACAAUGGUCAAAAUCAGGAUGCAAAAAUAAUUGUUACAAAUCCAGCGCGUGGAAAGCCUGUUAUUUCAAAGAUUGAAGAGUUGUAUGGGGAAGCUAAUAUCGCAUUUAACUGCACAGGAUACCCCGGAUACCCGGAUGGUGACCUACAAUUCCAGGUUAAACUUCAAAACGAGACAGCCUUCCAUGAUUUUACAUUUUACAGCGCUACAAGAAAAAACGUUGACAUUGGAUGUGUCCGAAAACAAACUGUUAAUGCCACUUAUUUUAUGAACAUGGAGUGGAACAGGGCAAAGAUAAGAUGUAAAGCCAAAGGAUCCGAACUGUUCGAUGAAACAAAUGUCUAUCUGUUAUCACCCGAGAUUUGUGCAACUGUUCCACUUAAUAAAGGCAUUCGUCAUCCAUACAACAAAGAAAAAUACAUCACGUGUACAAGAGAGGCACCCAAAGUCCGAAACUGUCCAGACACCACAUGCUUUGAUGACAGAAACCAACAGUGUCUCUUUACAUGUGACAAUGACGAUUAAAAAAACCUUGCAAAUUCUGAAAGAAAUUUAAUUGAAAAUUUAUUCAGACACCAUUUAUUUUUUUCUGUAAAAUUAUUCCUUUUU
Messenger RNA from Saccostrea echinata, 5228 nucleotides. Its product is annotated as neurogenic locus notch homolog protein 1-like. Gene Ontology annotation, biological process: Notch signaling pathway. Gene Ontology annotation, molecular function: Notch binding; calcium ion binding; chitin binding. Gene Ontology annotation, cellular component: extracellular region. The transcript has 30 exons. The record is from RefSeq and is a predicted model, not a curated record. The coding region runs from base 333 to 5144 and encodes 1603 amino acids. Lineage: Eukaryota; Metazoa; Mollusca; Bivalvia; Ostreida; Ostreidae.